ACCCGACAGAAAGCAAGCACUGACUCUGACGCCAGUUUCUCUCGUACUCGAGGUACUCAGUCACCUGCAACGAGAAAGAUGGGGUUUGGUUGGAACACAUCCCCAGUGCUUCUGAUGUUGAUCAUGCCGGCUGUCUGGGGCCUCAAGAAUGUGCCACCUGAACAGGUUCACCUGUCGUACACCGGUAAUUCGACCGAAAUGGUGGUCACGUGGGUGACCCAGGACACAACUUCAACAUCAACAGUGAUGUAUGGCUUGUCGGACCUCAAUCUGACAGCCUCAGGAAGCAUGACUACAUUUGUGGAUGGUGGCUCCCAGCAUCGUAAACUGUACAUUCACCGCGUGACACUCACUGGUCUAUUGCCUGGACAUAAAUAUGUGUACGUGGUAGGAGGACCAGAAGGCUGGAGCAAGCAGUUUAACUUCAGGGCCAUGAAGGAUGGCAGUGACUGGAGUCCUAAGAUGAUGGUGUACGGCGACAUGGGCAGCAGGAACGACCGAGCUCUGCCUUACCUUCAACACAACGCACACACCGGACACUUUGAUGCCGUCCUGCACGUGGGGGACUUUGCCUAUGAUAUGCACGAUAAUAAUGCCAGGGUAGGAGAUGACUUCAUGCGACAGAUAGAACCCAUUGCUGCCUAUGUGCCCUACAUGACUUGUGUAGGAAACCAUGAAUAUGCAUACAACUUCGCCAACUACCGUAACCGGUUUACAAUGCCCGGUGGUGAUGGUACAGGAAUGUACUUCAGCUGGAACAUCGGCCCCGCCCACAUCAUCAGCUUCAACACAGAAGUGUACUACUACCAGUAUGCCACCACACACAACAUCAAACGUCAGUAUGACUGGCUGGAGGCGGACCUCAAGGAGGCCAACCAGCCAGCCAACCGUGCAGCCAGACCCUGGAUCAUCACCAUGGGACACAGACCCAUGUACUGCUCCAACGACGAUGACGACGAGAUGUGCCGCAACCCCGCAAAUCCUAUACGCAACGGUAUCGCCGCCUUUUGGCCAAACCUGGAGGACCUGUUCUACAAAUAUGGAGUGGAUGUGGAGUUCUAUGCACACGAACACUCCUACGAACGGCUGCUGCCCGUGUACAAAGGAAAGGUGUGCGGGGGAGCAGUGCCUUACACCAACCCACGGUCACCUGUCCACAUCAUCACCGGCUCAGCGGGAGACAAAGAAGGUCAGGAGAAGUUCCUGCAUCACCCAGCAGCAUGGAGUGCUUUCCGUAGUGACGACUACGGCUUCACCGUCAUGGACAUCGUCAACUCCACUCACCUGACUCUCCAGCAGGUGUCAUCCGACAAGAACGGCCACGUCAUCGACAGCAUCGUCCUCAUCAAGGAUAAACAUGGCGCCGGGCUUUACAACUGUGUGUAAAGGGAAGAUCGACAACAGAAUCAAAAGUGGCAGCUUCGCAAUGUCUAGCUAUUUUAACUGGCUGAAUAUUGAAAUAAAAUUACAAUACAAGAAAAUUA
Molecule: messenger RNA, 1484 nt
Organism: Pomacea canaliculata
Lineage: Eukaryota; Metazoa; Mollusca; Gastropoda; Architaenioglossa; Ampullariidae
Product: acid phosphatase type 7-like
Molecular function (GO): metal ion binding; acid phosphatase activity
Source: RefSeq, a predicted model, not a curated record